CAAACAGAACUCCCUCCAUUGUCUACAUCCUUUUUAGUCACCACUGCACAUCACUUCUCCACCGACCACUCUACUCUACUCCUCCAGAGUACUGAAACCAGCAAACAAAACCCACAAAAAAGAGAAGGAAAUGCACCAAACCCCCACCGCGACAAUCACAAACCACCCCUUCCCAACACAAUGCCCUUAACCCACGCGCUUCUCUUCCUUACUCUCACUCUCACUCUCCCCACCCUUCUCGCCGCCGCCGCCGCAGGAUUCCUUACUCCGCCGCUAGAGAGCCUCCUCCGGCCAUCCGACGCCGUUUCGCUGAUCACCUUCAAGUCCAAGGCCGACCUCGACAACAAGCUCCUCUACGUCCUCAACGAGCGCUUCGACUACUGCCAAUGGCGGGGCGUCAAGUGCGCCCAGGGCCGCGUCGUCCGCCUCGUCCUUCAAGGCUAUGGCCUCCGCGGCGUCUUCCCUCCCGACUCGCUCACUCGCCUCGACCAGCUCCGAGUCCUCAGCCUCAACAACAACUCGCUCUCCGGCCCCAUCCCCGACCUCUCCCCUCUCGUCAACCUCAAAUCCCUUUUUCUUGAUCGCAACUCUUUUUCCGGCGCUUUUCCGCCGUCGAUUCUCACCCUCCACCGCCUUCUCACCCUUGAUCUCUCCUUCAACAACUUCUCCGGUCCGAUUCCGGCUGGGAUCACGGCCCUCGACCGGCUCAACUCGCUCCGACUCCAGUGGAACCGUUUUAACGGAACUCUCCCGCCGCUUAACCAGUCCUUGCUCUUUGUCUUCAACGUCUCCCGUAACAACCUCACCGGAGCCGUUCCGGUCACGCCGUCGCUCUCGCGGUUUGGAGCGUCGUCGUUUCUGUGGAACCCCGGCCUUUGCGGCGAGGUCCUCAACAAGGCGUGCAGCUCGCCGGCUCCGUUCUUCGACUCGCCGAACGUGACCGGUCCGCCGUCGUCUCAGCCGCUGGUUCAGAGCGCGGAAUCGCAGAGCGUGGUUCUGUCUCCGCCGUCUCCGAAAAAUCACAAGAAGACUGGACUAAUUCUAGGGAUUUCGAUAGCCGUAGCGAUCCUAAUCACGGCCUUCCUGUGCAUGUUUACUGUGAUCAGAACCCUAACUUCCCAAAACCGAGCUCCGAAACCGGCAAUGGAGUUCACCGAGACGGCAGAAAGUAAUAGCGUCAAUAACAACAACAAUUACACUGCUUCGGAAACGCGAAUUGGAGAAAUUAACGAAUCGGAUACGAAGGCGAUUGAAGAAAGUCGCCGAGUUCACCAGAGCGGGGAUUUGGUGUUCUGCGCAGGGGAGUCUCAGCUGUACGGCUUGGAGCAGCUGAUGAGGGCGUCGGCGGAGCUGCUCGGGAGAGGGACGAUCGGGACGACGUACAAGGCGGUGCUGGAUAAUCAGCUUAUCGUGACGGUGAAGCGGCUCGACGCCGGGAAGACGGCGGUGACCGGAGGCGACGGGUUCGAGAGGCAUAUGGAGGCGGUGGGUAGGCUUCGACACCCAAAUUUGGUUCUAAUAAGGGCUUAUUUUCAGGCCAAGGGAGAGAGGCUCGUCAUCUAUGAUUACCAACCCAAUGGAAGCCUCUUCAAUCUCAUUCAUGGUUCGAGAUCAACAAGAGCAAAGCCUCUUCAUUGGACUUCAUGCUUAAAGAUAGCAGAAGAUGUUGCACAAGGGCUUGCAUAUAUCCACCAAGUGUCGAGGCUAAUCCAUGGAAACCUUAAAUCAAGCAAUGUCCUUUUGGGGAGCGACUUUGAGGCUUGCCUUACGGACUAUAGCCUUGCAAUCCUUGCAGACACGUCUGCUAAUGAUGAUCCCGACUCUGCAGGGUACAAAGCACCCGAAACCCGAAAAUCUAACCGUCGGGCCACUGCCAAGUCUGAUGUCUACGCUUUUGGCAUCCUCUUGUUGGAGCUCUUGACAAGUAAACACCCAUCGCAACACCCGUUCCUCUUGCCCACAGACGUGCCGGACUGGGUCAGAGCCACGAGGGAAGAUGAUGUUGGGGAAGAUGGUCAGCUCCGAAUGCUUACUGAGGUUGCUUGUAUUUGUAGUUUGACGUCGCCGGAACAGAGGCCGGCAAUGUGGCAAGUUUUGAAGAUGAUACAGGAGAUUAAAGAGAGUGUUAUGACUGAUCACAAUUCAUACGCUGGAUAUUCAUAGUUACUGGAAUUCAGGGAAGAAAAUUAUGGGAGGUGGCGUCAAUUGUAUAUCUGGGUAGGUGUUAAACGAAGAGAAAAUAAGCAUUUUUAUGAGCAAGUUUCUGUGGGGCUGAGUUUGAACAACUUGUUUAUGGCCAAGCUUAAGGAAUUCUUUUCCUGUGAUUCAUUCCGUUUACACGACCAAACCAUUGUAACGAUCUAUAUAAGGCUUUUUUUCUGUAUGAGGUUG
Messenger RNA from Morus notabilis, 2391 nucleotides. Its product is annotated as probable inactive receptor kinase At5g67200. Gene Ontology annotation, biological process: protein phosphorylation. Bases 181 to 2163 code for a protein of 660 amino acids. Gene Ontology annotation, molecular function: protein kinase activity; protein binding; ATP binding. Lineage: Eukaryota; Viridiplantae; Streptophyta; Magnoliopsida; Rosales; Moraceae. The record is from RefSeq and is a predicted model, not a curated record. The transcript has 2 exons.